AUCAAUCAUUAUCGUGGUGGUCACUAACAUCAACUUCAUUAUUAUCGAUUCAUCAUAACAUAAGAAGCCUCUCUCUACUUCGUAUCGCUGAGAUCUCUCUCCUUACGCCUCCUCCUUCGCUACUUUCGUGUUUUGUUUGCAAUCGCCGUCUCCGGUACGGAUCUUACUACAAUAUCAUGGAAGGGAACUUCUUCAGGUUUGAUGCACAACGAGCAAAUGGUGAUGGGUUUGUACUGACACAAAAGCCGAGCCUCAGCACGGUUCCAACGGAAGUUAACUCUGAGGAAAGUGGGUGUUUUGAUUGCAACAUCUGUUUAGAGACUGCACAUGAUCCGGUUGUGACUCUUUGUGGUCAUCUUUUUUGCUGGCCUUGCAUCUACAGAUGGUUAGAUGUGCAGAAAUCAUCUUCACUCUCAAUUAUUCAGCAGCAAAACUGUCCUGUUUGCAAAUCUAACAUCUCGAUUGGUUCGUUGGUUCCUCUUUACGGAAGAGGCAUGUCUUCUUCAUCUUCUUCUGAAGCUAUACCUCAAAGACCCGCUUCAUCCCCUUUGAACAAUCUGAUCAGUUCAACUUCGUCUCUCAACCCGAGCUUGCAACAUCGCCUUCAGGCUCAGUCUCCUCGUCAUUAUGGUGGCUUCACUGCGACAGAAUCAUCAAAUGAUCUUGCAAAUGCAGUCAUGAUGAGUUUCUUGUACCCGGUUAUUGGAAUGUUUGGGGACAUGGUGCAUACGAGGAUAUUUGGAACGUUUACAAACACUUUGGCUCAUCCUUACCGAAACUCCCGACUCAUCAAUGGGAACAACAGCCAGAGGAUGAUGCAGCUAGAGAAGUCUCUACAUCGGGUAUCCAUCUUCUUCCUUUGCUGCAUUCUCCUCUGUCUCUUUUUGUUCUGAGUCAGUUCUUGUUUGUUCUUCUAGCUCUCGUUUUUUUGUACAGUAUGUGAUGAUUUAAAUAGCUUUGCUUGGUCUUGAGCUGUAUAAGCCAUUGUUUGUCCCUGUUGUAUUUGCCUAAAACUAUCCAUACAUUUAUACAUACAGUUGUGCAUGUAUCUCCUCGGCUUGAACUAUAUGUAUGCUCCAGAAACAGAUAUAUGAUAUGUAUGGAUGAUGAUAUGUAUGAGCAUGUGUCAUUUUUCAAA
Molecule: messenger RNA, 1138 nt
Organism: Capsella rubella
Lineage: Eukaryota; Viridiplantae; Streptophyta; Magnoliopsida; Brassicales; Brassicaceae
Product: E3 ubiquitin-protein ligase RMA3
Exons: 2
Coding region: 177-893 (238 amino acids)
Biological process (GO): ubiquitin-dependent protein catabolic process
Cellular component (GO): endoplasmic reticulum
Molecular function (GO): ubiquitin-like protein conjugating enzyme binding; metal ion binding; ubiquitin protein ligase activity
Source: RefSeq, a predicted model, not a curated record